This is a messenger RNA of Schistosoma intercalatum, 1470 nucleotides long. The record is from the annotation of a GenBank genome assembly. NCBI's taxonomy places the organism in Eukaryota, Metazoa, Platyhelminthes, Trematoda, Strigeidida, Schistosomatidae.
AUGGGUGAAAAUUUACAUAAAAAGUCUGACUUAGAAGUUGAAAAUGAGAAUGUCGUUGUUGACUCAGUACUGAUGCAUAAAGCUACACCAGAAUAUCUUCAAGAACUACUAAAAGACAAAAGGCAGCUGCAGAACUUCCCAAACAUAUUUUUACAUCUAGAAUUCAUUUUAGAGAAAGAAAUUACUCGCGUAAGGCAAAAGCUAUUUCAUUUAAACGAAUCAGUAAAGAAAACUGAAAACGAGCUUCCAGUACCCUCCGGAAAUAUUGUGUCAUUACAAGAGAAGGUGUUUGUUCCUGUGAAGGAAAACCCCAAUUAUAACUUCGUUGGACGCCUUCUCGGUCCGAGAGGAUUGACUGCAAAACAGCUUGAACAAGAUUUGGAGUGUAAAAUCAUGGUGAGAGGUAAAGGAUCACUUAGAGACAAAAGAAAGGAGGAUUCAAACAAAGGAAAACCAAACUGGGAACACCUGGAUGAGGAGUUGCAUGUUCUGGUGAGCGUCGAAGAUUUUGAAAGUCGUGCGGCGAUUAAACUGAGAAGAGCGUCUGAAACAAUUCGUGCAUUUCUUGAGCAAGGAGUGAGAACGCCAGAAAAUGAGGACAGAUUGAAACAAUUACAGUUAAUGGAAUUGGCUGUUCUAAAUGAUAAAGAUCGUCAGCAAGCACAUAUUCAACAAGUUCAACAACACCAACAGCUCAUAUUACAACAUCAGUCACUUACUGUAUUAAAUCAUCAAGCGGCUGCAGCAGCGGCAGCUGCAGCAGCUGCAGCUCAAAUAUUACCAUCAAAUAAAUAUUCUUCAACUAAUAUUUUACCUCAGAUUCAAUCUCAGGUACUUCCUGUAUCACUGGCAACAAACUGUUUACUUCCUGGAACGGUGAAUUCUGCAUUAUCUCAAGCUAAUUCAAUACAUUCCAUUCCAAAUAAUCAAUUAUCUCAUUCUAUCCCAUCUUUUAGCUCAGCGAAUUUAUCUACGUAUUUACCAAAUAAUAAUAUAUCCGGACUUUUAUAUCCUUUGACGGCAAAUGCAGCUUUAUCUGCAGCCGUCAGUACAGGAUCAGCUACAAAUAAUGGGCAACUUAAUCUAACUCUUCCUUUAAGCCAAAUCGCCGGCGGUAUUACUGGGAAUGGACUUUCUGGUUUAUCCUUGCCGAUUGGUUCUACGUUGCAUGCAGCCAGCCAUGAUCAGUUAGCUGCUGUUGCAGCUGCUCUCCUUAGUGGAAGUGGAACAGGAGGUAUUGGUGCAAGUAAUUCAAAUUUACAGUUAUGCAAUGGUAACGUGAAUAAUCCUGUAUCAGGUGCUCAUAGUUACCCUAUCACUUCACAUACAUCACUUGCAGAUGCUGUAAAUAUUCUGGAAUUCAACAACGCAUCAAAUACACAAGAAACUGGUUCAGGACCACUUAAAUUACGUUCCUUGCAAGCCACAUCAUCCACAGUUUCUCGAAUGCAUCCAUACCUAAGACAGUAA